Megalops cyprinoides (Indo-Pacific tarpon) is the source of this 4193-nucleotide messenger RNA. RefSeq names its product arrestin domain containing 1b (gene arrdc1b). Gene Ontology annotation, molecular function: ubiquitin protein ligase binding; ubiquitin-like ligase-substrate adaptor activity. Gene Ontology annotation, cellular component: cytoplasm. NCBI's taxonomy places the organism in Eukaryota, Metazoa, Chordata, Actinopteri, Elopiformes, Megalopidae. The record is from RefSeq and is a predicted model, not a curated record. The transcript has 8 exons. Gene Ontology annotation, biological process: protein transport. The coding region runs from base 115 to 1467 and encodes 450 amino acids.
CGUGCUGCAGGUGGGACAACGCUGUAGCCGCCCGCUUCGCUUCCACUGCUGAGCGAGAUAUUGUUGGCUAUACAACCGCAGCCGUCGGCACAUUGUAGUGGACGUACAGGCAACAUGGGCAAGCUCCAGGAAUUCGAUAUUACUUUCACCAAUAACAAAGUGGUGUAUAGUCCCGGAGAAUCAAUUUCCGGAACCGUGAAAAUCACGAGUGCCAACCCUCUACAAUAUAAAGCAAUUAAGGUGAACUGUCUUGGUUCCUGUGGCGUCUCCAACAAGAUGAACGACACGUCUUGGGCCGCGGAGGAGCAGUACUUCAGCAGCACGCUGUCUGUGGCUGACAAAGGCACUCUGGCACAGGGUGAACACAGCUUUCCCUUCCAGUUUCUAAUUCCAGGCUCCGCUCCAACCUCUUUUGAAGGGCCAUUCGGGAAGAUCUCGUACAGAGUGAGAGCGGUCAUAGACACAUCCCGCUUCUCUAAGGACUACAAAGCCCAGAAGCCUUUCUACCUGCUCAACCUCCUCAACCUCAACGAAGUGCCCGACAUCGAGCAACCCAGCUCAUCUGUGACGACCAAGAAGUUCACCUACCUCCUGGUGAAGACGGGGACCGUCAUGCUGAAGGCCAGGAGUGACCUGAGGGGCUACACCCCCGGGCAGGUCAUCAAACUCGCCACCGAGAUCCACAACAAAUCUGGCAAGGACACGGGCUGUGUGCUGGCCAGCCUUAUACAGAAAGUGACGUACAAGACCAAGCGUGCCAUCUACGACCUGCGGACGAUCGCUGAGGUGGAGGGGGCAGGGGUCAAGGCAGGCAAGCAUGCUGAGUGGAAGGAGCAGAUCAUCGUUCCCCCUCUCCCCCAGUCAGCCCUCACUGGCUGCAGCCUCAUUGAAAUCGAUUACUUCAUCCAGGUAUCUCUGAAGUCCCCUGAGGUGGUGGUGACUCUGCCCAUCUACAUUGGGAACAUUCCUGUCAAUGUGACCCCCUCGCGGGCUGCGGCAACACCCCCGACCCCAGCCCCCUGCCUGCCCCCCCGUCCAGCCCCCCGCCCCGCCCCAAGAUCCAGUCCUGGCGGGGUGACCCCCAGUGCACCGCCGGCAGAGGAGGACAUGGAGGAGGAGAUGGGGGCAGGGGGUCUGGUCAGCGAGGAGAUCCCCACCAAAAGCCACUCCCAGCAGGACCACUCUGCCCAGCCGCCCUGCGUGUCUCCCAGCGCCUUCAGCUACGCCCCGGGCCUCACCUUCUCCCAGAACCAACGCCGUGCCGAUGACACCUCAGGGCCCCUGUUCUGUGUGUCCACGGGGGCCACCAUCCCUUUCUUCUCAGAUGGAAGUUCCACCCCUGUGCCCACUUCCUGUCCUCUCAUCCUGCCUCCAGAGUACAGCACCUGGGACUACCCACACGAGCCACCUCCCACCUACGAGGAGAGCUGUAGCAGCAACAACUCCAGUUUCAACAGCAGGAGGUAGACGAGCAGGCGGAGUGUGAGACACGUUCCCUUUGGAACGCUUCCUGCAGGACUCUACAGCCCCCUUCAGGUCAGAUGGGGCAGUGCAACUUGGUUCUGACUGAGCAGACACUCCUUUUUUAGAGAGCUUUUUUCAAAUACGUUUAAAAGGGAUUGUGGUUUAUUUUUAAAUUCAUUUCAUUUUACUUUUUUUCCUCCUCUGUUCCCUCAUGAAGUUACAAGCAGGCUUUAAUGGGGGCUUGAGAGGAAUGAUUCAGAAACGGAGAAUGAAUUUUACUCUGACUGAUGUGCGUUUCAAAGACAUUGCAUGCAAUUGAGCAGCGAGAGCCAGGCUUUACAUGUUGAUCAAUACCAAUUCAUUUUUUAUUAUUUCUGUCAGUUUUGUCAAGCAUCUGUGAUGCCUUAACAAUGUCAAAUACUACUGAUUUUCUUGAAAGUUUUUUUUCUACCAUAAUUAUAACCAAAGCUGGCCUUUACAUCUGUUGUCAAAUUGUGUGCUAAAUCAAAUCUAUAAGAGCCUACCUGGUCCCUGAAUCUAAUGAGGGAAGCCCACCUUCAUUUCCCUGUGCAGUGGGAAUGCCCUUUGUGACAUCAUCAGAACUGAAGUAAAGCUGCAGGCUUAGACCCAGCACAGUCAGGCCAUGCCUGGCUACUAUCAUAUGCACCAUCUUUGAUGAAGAUAGCAGCAGUCAACCAUGCAGCUGCUAAGGAUUGAAGCAAAGGAUUGUGGGUCUACAAAGGCUGUGGUAUCAUGCGGAGAGGUUCAACAUGGGUACAAGGAAUAAUAGGAAGAUGCCUCUGGGGAGCUGUACAUAUGUACCCUGCCCCAUUUCCUCCUUACCUUUGGAAAAGGGUGAGUCCCACACUGAACCGGUCUGUUUUUGUGGGUCCCGCCUCUAUGUCCUUCAGACCCAACGUCACCCAGGGAUGCUGUACCACCAGUCAAAUUGCACAUGGUGUGCUGCUUCCUGGAAUGAGAACAUGGAUCUCUGGGCCUUCUCUUUCCUGGACAUACACACAUAUACACAAAUGCACACACAUACACACACACACAUGCAAAGACACACAAGUCGGGACUGAUAUGCAUUCUGAUGCAAACGGCACUGUUUGAUGAGUUUGUUUAGUCAGGAUGCACAGAUGGAGGUCACAUGCUGAGUUUCCCAGGAAGCCUUACUGUAUGUUCUUACUGACACUGAUUGAUCACCACUGCUUUGUAUUGUUUUGCUAUUUGUAAUGAAUUUGAAACUGAGGUCAGACAGGACUUUGAUAUGGUAUUUGAUAUUGGUAUUUCCACCAACAGACAAACUAUACAAGCACAGACAGCACUUUGGAAAGAUGAACUUAAAACUGUGUGUGGGGGUGUAUACGUGUAUGUGUAUGUGUGUGUGUGUGUGUGUGUGUUAGUAUGUGUGUGGGCGUGUUUCUAUGUAUUUUUGUAUGCAUGUAUGCAUGCCUGUUUUGGUUGGACAGUGUGUUCAUCCACCUAAAUUCUGGAAACUCACACUUGACAUUUUUUCAUUGCUGUGGUUUUCUCAAGCUUUGCACAGACAAAUACUCUAAUGUCAAAUGAAAAAAAGGACUGGUUUCCCCCUAACUAGGAAAUCUUAUGUAACCACACAGUUUCUGUUUGGCUUUAGCAUUAAAGUCAGGCAAGAUACACAGUGCUAAGCAUGGUAUUCAGAUUUACUCUGCUUCUUGUAUUUAUUUGAACUCUCAUAGUUUUCUGCUGCCUUCUGGCAGAAGCAGAUCUUGCACUCAUAAAUGCACUCACGUGUUACACUAUUAAACAACGCUUUUCUUCAAAGUGCGCAAACAUUAAAUACCAUUCCCCUGUACAUUUGCAAAUGUCUGUAUGUGUGUACAGUGAUUUAACCAUGUCAGAUUAAUUUUUGUUUCUUGGGAUUAGGGAUAUAUUUUGUAGUGUGCUUGAAUAGACAGCAAGAUGAAAGAAAGUUGAGUCAACUCCACGGGUGUGAGUGUGUUGUCUCUGUGUUCGCACACUUCCAAUACUUCUUGAAAUUGUCAUGGACACUGGAAAUUGCUGUGUAAGUGUGCUGCCUACACAAAAGCUGUAAAAAUGCUGUUUUUCCACACCGUGCAUUUGAACUGGCAUUCAAGCAUUUAACAGCCUCAAGGGAGGUUCAGUGUGAGAGUGAAACUCAGGACAAGCACUGUGUGGUACUGUGUGUCCAAAUGAGCAUCCUCCUUGGGGUUCAUUUUUCAGACGAUUGCUGACUUUCCUCUAAAAACGCAGGAUUUGUUUCACCAUCCAAAGAGAUGUGCUUGCUAGUUAAAAAUUGUAAGGUAAACCAUUUAAUUUUGUUACAGCAUUGGGUGUCCUUAAACACUUCAGCCUCUAGAAUGGGAUGCCAUGUUUCCAUGUUGGUGCUGUGGACGUGAGAAAGUGGCCUGCACUCAACAUGAGGCUGUGAUCUGGGCCGCAGGGGUGUGCUUAGGACAGUCUCUCACCUCGCUGCAUGCAUGACAUCGCAGCAUGACCCUGUCCUGGUGCCGAUGCUGUUCACAUGCUGUUUCCAGCUCACUCUGACCAUGGCAAACGGUAUCUGACAUGGUGGGCGUGUCUGUGACCUGCCCCAGUACACAUUCUUUGUCACCCUCACAGUAGCAAUGAUUGGUGGGCUACUACAGUGCACAGGUUGAUUGGUAUGAUUUUUGCUUGUUUUGUUUUGUAUCUGGUUAUAUUUGAAAUGCAUUUACACAUGCCAG